GCUAUAUCAGCACCAUCAUGCCAAGUCCUAAGAACAGUCCAAAGAGCAUUCGUGAGAGACGGGCUUAUGGCAGUAGGAUAGAGUUCCUGUCACUGACAAAUCAGAGAAGCCCAAUAUCCCCAGAAAAUGUGUCUCAUCGUAACGACUCUCCUACUAGUACUGGCCCUCAACAGGCUUUACCUGAAGAGGACUGUAUGAAGCUGAAUCCUUCUUUCUGGGGUAUUGCCCUGCAUUCUCUUUUGGCUGUUGAUUUGUGGGCCUCUAAACAGCUGGGUGUGUGUGCUGGAGAGGAUUCCUCAUGGGGCACUGCCCGUCCACUCAUGAUGGUCAUAGAGGUCUCAGGACAUGGAAUUCCUUGGCUAACUGGUACAUUGUAUGGGCUGUACAGAAGUGGCAGCUCAGCAGGUCGUGAGGUGCUGCUCAAUCUACUCUUUGCUCUGAUUCUUGAUCUAAUUUUGGUGGCGGCAGUAAAAGGACUGGUGAAACGAAGGCGCCCAGUCCACAACAAGAUGGACAUGUUUGCCACUGUCUCUGUGGACAAAUAUUCCUUUCCUUCGGGCCAUGCUACCAGAGCCGCCAUGGUUUGCAGAUUUAUUCUACGUCAUCUUGUACUUGCCAUCCCUCUGCGAGUGCUGCUUGUUCUUUGGACCUUCAUAGUGGGAAUCUCUCGGGUCAUGCUUGGCAGACAUAAUGUAACAGAUGUGGUCUUUGGGCUAAUCAUGGGCUAUAUGCAGUAUAGUGUGGUGGAAUAUUUCUGGUUGUCACCUGUCAAUGCUACUUUUCUCUUUGCCUUGUGGAAUUGAUGGUCCUUGAUAGAAUAGGACUAUUUAUCCUAGUGCAAACAUUCAUAAUACUUCAUCUGAUCAACAAAUUAAAUCAGUAGAGCCAACAUUUUCACAAUAUGUGUGGGCUAACAUAUAUUUGCCCUGGAAGGCUUAAUUCACAGAAUAAAGGCUUACCAGACAGCAGGCACCCUUGCAUGAUUUUAUGCAGUGCUGAGGACAUCAAAACAUAAAAUGUAUUAAGAAUUAAUUGUGUAUGUUGGAGGGUGCCCUUUAGGGGCAUUAGUAUUAUGUUGCCAAGUCUUCCUCAUGAUUUGUAAGUUAAUUGCUGGACUGGAGUAUGAACCAAUGCAUAAAACAGCACAAACCUAUACUUUGGGAUAACAGAACACUGGAACUGCUUUUGAUCAGAUCAGCCACUCAUGCUAUCCUUAUUUUUAUAGGAUUUGUGGUUAGGUUAGAAACAAUCACGUGAAUUAGUAAAGUCAGUGUGCUUGUAGCACAAUGAUAAGACGCAACAAUAAUGGAAAAUUAUAGAUGCUAUUGUCAAACUGAUUCUAUAAAUGGUAUAUAUUCCAAUUGGUGCUGAUAGCUUUUGAUAUUAAAAUAGCAUUUCUUGUGGCUUUGGCUAUUCUGACAUAUAAAGUUGAUGGGACCUUUCCUGCAGAGUUUAAGAGUUUGCUUUAUAAAUCAUAUCAAUUUCUUAGUGUAGCUUUUAUCACAGAUGCUUCCUAUCUGUAAUAUAAAUGGUAAAAAAAAUAGGAUUUCUAAUUUUUUUCCCCAGAAAUAUUUCAGCUGCUUUAGGGAAAGGAAGAGAGCUAUUUAAUCGCACCAUCAAAAGUUAGAAAGAAGAAAAAUCUAGAAUACCUCUGAAAGCAUUCUAUAUGACAAUUAUAUAUUGCAGUGGUGUUAAGAUAUACAAACAUUAAAAAACAGUUAAAAUAUUCUUAGGAGUAGACUUUGAGGAUUAAGUUUUAGUUUAAUUAAUUGUGAGGUUUUAACCAAAUUUAUGAAAAUUGCCAUUAUUUUUAUUCUCAGGUAGCUUUUCCUUUCCAUUUUAUUUAUUGAAAAGUUUAAAUCCCUUUAAAUAUGACUCGAGAGAUUUGUGCACAAUAUAAACAUAGCUUCAUACAUGACAUAAUCACCUCUCAACAAACAAUAAAAAGCAAUUCAGAACAGCUAUAAACAUGGGAAGGCCUGAGUCAACACAUUUUCAACAAAUUUUAAAACUGGGGUCACCCUUCCUGUUCUCUGUAUUCUAAAAGGUUCCACAAAAGAGAAUGUCCAUUUCUGUGAUUAUUCAGAAAAUCAUUUCUGAAGAUCUCAAAUGCAAGCCAGACAUGUGUAGGGGAGGCACUAGCCUAUGUUUAUGGAAGCAAUAGUCUUUAUAAUUUGAGACAAUUGUUCUGGCUUAUUCAAGUGCUAAUUACAUAGAUUCCUCCUGAGAUACUUAUUUUUUAAAAAACAAAGUGGCAUGAAAGUAAUUUCAAUAAUUACAAGAGUAAGCCCAAAGUUGCUUAUGGCCAAGUACAUUGAAAAAGAGUGGUAUAUAUUUUGUGUGUUAAAACAGAAAUGUGAAGCUGCAAAAAAGUUGAAAUAUAUUCAGUUAAUAAUCACAAAUUUUAUUCAGCAAUUCACAAAUAUAAAAUACAUUGUAUAUAAUUUAGCGCACUGAAAAUAUUUAAUGAAUUAAACAGUAUAAAUACUUUAUUUAAAAAUUGCACAUAUAACAGUUAUUUCAAAUAGUAUACAAACUGCUGGCACUGUAAGAAGCCUAUGCAUACUUUUUUGCCGGCUGGUUGCGCAGGGACCAUUCGAAAUCCAAAUUCAGAAAAACAGAUUUCAUUUCUGUAUAGAAAUUAUUUAUAUUAAACAGCUGCAAAGUGCAUUAAGUUAUUUGUUAUAUAAUAAAGGUUUCUAUUUAAGCUUAAUACAUAGUACUGUACUAAGGUCUCCACUGUAUUGUUACUUAUUGUUUAUGCACAAUAGGAAAAAGAAAAAAGACAAGCUAUUUGGUUUCUAACUUCUCCCUUCUUUAUACUUCGACCAAUUUGACCAGUUUAUAGUUAUUUAUAAACAUUUAGGGCCUGUCCCGUUUCAGGUUUCAAACUCACACAUACACAUACUCAUAGUUGCUAGGUGAUGGUAGCAAUUUACUCAAGGCUGAGUAUCUACUGAGCACCUAGCAAACAGCAGAGAAGCAAAAGAAUGUAAAUCAGAGUCUCUUGGAAAUAAACCUUGCCUGAGUAGUUUUGCAUUCAGCAGAAACACACAGAAGAGAAAUCAAAAUCCAAUCCAAAAUUCAAACAGCCAAAUCAGGUUUUUCAAGGUUUCUUGUCCAAGCAGAAUACACAGGAAUAAUACACCAGACAUGGGAAAUCAGAUGAGAAACAUAGUUCAGGAGUGCCUCUUAAAUCAGACUGCAGCCAGCUGUCUUUAGUUCAGACAGUCACACCUUGCCUGGCAAGACCCUCAUUGAGUAUCUUUGCUCUGCUGUCUGCUCUAUUCACCAAGUCUGAGGGCUUGGAGGCUGUAAAUCAUCAUCUGACUGCUCCAGCUGUUCUUUUUUUUAAUAUAUAACAGACUAAAAUUUUAAGCAA
Messenger RNA from Python bivittatus (Burmese python), 3382 nucleotides. NCBI's taxonomy places the organism in Eukaryota, Metazoa, Chordata, Lepidosauria, Squamata, Pythonidae. The record is from RefSeq and is a predicted model, not a curated record.